UAGGCCAUCCCGGUCAUCUUUCGUCAUUUUCCGUCCGGUUGUUUGAAUAAGCACCCCCGGCUCCGGUCUCGGCGUGGGCUGGGAUCCCGCACCUCCGCCGUCCAGGCCCGCCCCCGCUCCGUUCGGGGGUCCCCCGCUUUCGAUGGAACGGGAAGCUGACACCGAAUUCUAGAACCAAAGACUAUCAUACAGUCCUGUGAUCGAACCUGCGUCUUGUUUCAUCCUUCCUUUCUCAUCCGGUGUCCUUAUAUCGUCCAUUCAUUCACAUUACCUUCUUCCACCACCACCACCAUCAACAACAAAGUCAACAAAACUGACAACCCCGAAACCCCCCCAAAAUGGCCGACCCCAGCACCACCCCUCCCUUCACCCGCGCCUCCGUCCUAGCCGCUCACUCCCUCAUAAAACCCUACAUCCACGAGACGCCCGUUCUCACGAAUACAACUCUCGACCAACUCGCUUCCACCCCUCGCACGCCCGAAGAGUUGAAAGGGACGGAAUGGGAGGCUACAGAAAGACCGGCGAACCCAAAGAUUAGGUUCUGGUUCAAGUGCGAGAAUUUCCAGCGGAUUGGAGCUUUCAAGGCUAGGGGAGCGUUUCAUGCUGUUGAGAGGCUGAAGAAGACUGAGGGGCUGGAGGGGUUGAGGAAGGGCGGGGUGGUGACGCAUAGUUCUGGUAACCACGCCCAAGCCCUCUCCCUCGCCGCCCGCGAGAACGGCAUCCCGGCGUACAUCGUUAUGCCUACUAUCUCUCCUCCGCCCAAGAUCGCAGCGACAAAGGGGUACGGCGCCAACAUAACCUUUAGCGGAAGCACGAGUACCGAGCGCGAGGCGGUUACUCAGGAGGUGAUUGAGAAGACGGGUGCGAGGCUGGUGCCGCCUUAUGAUCACCCAGACAUUAUCCUAGGCCAAGGCACCGCCGCCCUAGAACUCCAAUCGCAAGUCGCCGCCUCCCUAUCCACCUCCGGCAACACCAACCGUCGCCUCAACGCCGUCAUAACCCCCUGCGGCGGCGGCGGUCUCCUCUCCGGCACCGCGCUCGCCUGUUCCGACCUCGACCCUUCCUCCGGUGGUCCAAUCCUCGUCUUCGGCGCCGAACCCUCCUUCUCCGGCGCCGACGACGGGCGCAGGGGGUACUACUCGGGCCAACGGAUCGAGAGUGUCAGUUCGCUGACCAUCGCCGAUGGGUUGCGGACUCCGCUGGGUGCGUAUCCGUGGAGUAUCAUCUAUGAGAGGAAGCUGGUGGCGGGGAUGUACAGUGUGGGCGAGGAGGAGAUCAAGAAGGCGCUGAGGCUGGUGUAUGAGAGGAUGAAGGUUGUUGUUGAGCCGAGUGCUGUGGUGGGGUUGGCGGUGGCGUUGUUUAAUGAGGAGUUUAGGAGUAUGGUGGAGAGGGAAGGAGGGGAGGAGGGAUGGGAUUUGGGGGUUGUGUUUAGUGGGGGGAAUGUUGAGUUGGCGGCGUUGGGGAGGUUGUUUGGUGAGGAGUGA
Messenger RNA from Neurospora tetraspora, 1484 nucleotides. Its product is annotated as tryptophan synthase beta subunit-like PLP-dependent enzyme. The record is from RefSeq and is a predicted model, not a curated record. Gene Ontology annotation, molecular function: pyridoxal phosphate binding; magnesium ion binding; ATP binding. Lineage: Eukaryota; Fungi; Ascomycota; Sordariomycetes; Sordariales; Sordariaceae. The transcript is spliced from 3 exons. Bases 339 to 1484 code for a protein of 381 amino acids.